AUGUCGGCGGACGCGUAUGGAGCUCCCGGGGAGGCGCUGGACCGCGGUCCCGUCGCCGGUCGGGAGGCCGCCCCGGAUCCCGACUCAGUCUCUCCCGCUCCCCUGCCGACUCCCUGCGCCUCUAGCGCCUCCCUGAAGAAGUCGACCACCCCCUGGAGCUCGCCGCCCACCUUUGAGACCCUGCUGGAGUCGGUUGGCGGGUUCGGUCUCUACCAGCGGGCACUCUGCGUGGGGCUGAUCGGCUCGUCGACGUUCGUCUGCGCGCUGACCUACUACACGCAGGUGCUGGUCCUGCUAUCCCCUCCGCUGCGCUGUGUGGACGGAGCCGGGGGAUCGCUGCCCGCCGGAGGGGCCUGUGGGUCGGAUGGAGACCCCGUGCAGGGCGACCGCUCCGUCACCGCCUGCAGGAAGUGGGCCUUCGACACGGACAAGUUCUUCGCCACCAUCACAUCGGAGAACAACUGGGUGUGUGAAGACGCCUGGAGGCCGUUCGUCAUCCACGCCGUCUUCUGGGUGGGAAACAUCUUCGGCUCCUGGGUCUGGGGCACUAUCAGUGACAAACUGGGCCGCCGACCGGCCACGCUGGCCUCAUUCGUCCUCUACAGCGUGUUCGGAGCGAUGACCCUGCUUCAGCCCUCCAGCAUGGCCGCGCUGGCUACCAUACGGUUCCUGGUGGGGACCGCCCACCAUACCAUCUCCCACCUGCCCUACAUGCUCGUGAUUGAGUACUGCGGGGCCUCGGCGCGGAUCUACCCUCUGCUGGCUCUGAUCGGCUCCUGGAGCCUGGGAGGCGCCCUGCUGCCAUGGAUCGCGUAUGCAGUCUGGGACUGGAGGAUUCUGAUGCUCAUCUCCAGCCUUCCUCUGCUGCUGACUGCUGCCUUCUAUCG
Molecule: messenger RNA, 887 nt
Organism: Amphibalanus amphitrite
Lineage: Eukaryota; Metazoa; Arthropoda; Thecostraca; Balanomorpha; Balanidae
Product: solute carrier family 22 member 4-like
Exons: 4
Biological process (GO): transmembrane transport
Cellular component (GO): membrane
Molecular function (GO): transmembrane transporter activity
Source: RefSeq, a predicted model, not a curated record